AUGUUCAACGUUUGCUUGGACAAUAUCAGUUGGAAUUGUGGCUUAGCCGACUGGGCAAGGCACGACUGCGUCGGGAUCGCGAGCACCGCCCAGUUCAUCAGGGCACACCCCGACUCGGUCUGGUUUUUGCCAAUCUGUGACGAAAAUCACUGGUUCCUGGGAAGGAUUGCUGUGAAACAUGGAGCCUGGUCCAUACACAUUCACUUUCCUCAAGGAAGCUCACGGUCGCCGCUCUAACUUACGCUCUGGACGCACAAGUUUUCAAAGUACUUAAUCUCAACAUCGAUGUGAAUCACGGUACGACGACAAGGGCACCUUAACAACAAGAUACCUUCUCGUGCGGUCCUGCCAUUGUGAAUGUCGUCGAACACGAACUCGUACACGAGAAGGCGUUUGAUCCAACGCACGCGGCUCUAUCGCGAAUCCGUCAAUUUUGCCGCGCUGUCGACAUGAUCGAGGCCCAGGAGCCAAAGAUGCCCAACUUGAAGAGCACACAAAAACCACUCAUGACGAUCGUGAUCCAAUGA
This is a messenger RNA of Microbotryum saponariae, 527 nucleotides long. The record is from the annotation of a GenBank genome assembly. Lineage: Eukaryota; Fungi; Basidiomycota; Microbotryomycetes; Microbotryales; Microbotryaceae.